CGGGCACAGCUGUCUCUGCACCGCUACUGGCGUGCGCUUGCCCGGCUCCUGGAAGGUGGACGCGGACUGUACACUCCCGCAACCUUCCGCAUGAAGGUCCGGUUCCAACGUUUGCGGGCACGGAUCUGUGCGCUCGUUGGAUGUAACGUGGGAACAUCUCUGGAGAAUUUAAAAGGCAGGAAAAAUGACCCCCUUCCCAACUGUGGCCCUCCUCCUCCUCUUCUUUGUGGUGGGCUAUGGAUCGUCGGAGAAUUCCAGUACCUCCAGAGGGUGCGGCCUGGACCUUUUCCCUCAAUAUGUCUACCUGUGUGACCUGGAUGCCAUCUGGGGGAUCGUCGUGGAGGCGGUGGCCGGAGCUGGAGUCUUGACGACGCUGCUCCUCAUGCUGAUCUUGCUGGCAAGGUUGCCCUUCAUCAAGGAAAAAGAGAAGAAGAGCCCCUUAGGGGUCCACUUCCUCUUCCUCUUUGGGACCCUGGGCCUCUUCGGGUUGGCCUUCGCCUUCAUCAUCCAGGAGGAUGAGACCAUCUGCUCAGUCCGCCGUUUUGCCUGGGGGGUCCUCUUUGCGCUCUGCUUCUCGUGUUUGCUUGUCCAAGCCUGGAGGCUACGGAAACUCGUCCGGCAUGGCAAGAGCCCGUCCGGGUGGCAGCUGGCCGGCGUCGCCGUCUGCUUUGCACUGGUCCAAGUCAUUAUCGCAGCAGAGUGGAUGAUACUGACAGUCGUGCGGGACGGGAAACAGGCCUGCCGCUACGAGCCGAUGGAUUUCGCGAUGGCUUCCAUCUACGUUAUGUUUCUGAUGGUGCUGGCCCUGGGCUUUUCUUUCUUCACAGUGUGCGGGAAGUUUAAGAAAUGGAAGAAGAACGGCGUGUGCCUCAUUCUAACCAGCUUUUUCUCAAUCCUCCUUUGGGUUGCUUGGCUGACUAUGUACCUCUAUGGUAAUAAUGAACUGAGGAGAAGAGACCAAUGGAGUGACCCCACUCUGGCAAUAGCACUGGUGUCUAGUGGUUGGGUCUUCGUGAUCUUCCACGCUAUCCCGGAGGUUCACUGCUCCAUCCUCCCAUCCCAGCAGGAAAACACACCUAAUUAUUUUGAUACUUCGCAACCACGGAUGCGGGAGACUGCUUUUGAGGACGACCUGCAGCUUCCGCGGAGCUACAUGGAAAACAAAGCCUUUUCAAUGGAUGAGCAUAAUGCAGCUUUGCGGACUGCAGGAUUUCGCAACGGCAGCCUGGGUAGCCGUCCCGGCGCCCCCUUUAGAAGCAACGUCUACCAGCCCACUGAGAUGGCAGUUGUCCUGAAUGGUGGGACUAUUCCAACUGCUCCACCAAGUUACACUGGAAGACACCUUUGGUGAAAAAGCUUAUAGGCUGUAGAGGAUGAGAGAGAGAGAGACAGAUUUUAUUUCCUGGCAGUGUGCGUUGUUUUAUUUUUUUCUGAGGGAAGAGUGAAUAAUCCUAGCACAGGACACCAGCAGUGCGGGAGGAGGGGACCCAUCCACGGAGCAUGGGAGAUCCUAGACUGGAUAGCUUGUUGUUGUUUUAAAAAUAAAAAUAAAAAUGUGAGCACCGUUUGAAUUGAUAAGCUAACCACAAAAGCAAAACCUCUGCAGUGAAAUAUAAGCUAAAACUAAGUUUAAAAAUAGACGUAGGCGCACUCUUCCAAAAAUAAAAACGGGAGAAAGGGGACACAGUGUUCAGAAAUGGAAGGCAACUCUCUGCUGCAACCAGAACGCAAGGCAAAUAUGGCCUUUGUCCGGCCAUCCAAGUUUUGAGAUGAAGAGGAUAGAACAAAAAAGUCCUUAAUUCAGAUUGCCACUGCGCUCAGCCCGGCAGGCUUUCUGACAACCUAACUGGCCAUCUUGGAAAGGAGAGAGUGGUCAUAGGGUCAAAAAAUAAAAUUAUAUCCAUCUAGAAUAGUGUUUCCUGGCCAUCCCAGGCCCUUUUUAGAGGUCAUUUCUCACUCCAAAAUGAAGGAAAGUACCACUGUGUAUAUACUGGGUUUCUAAGGCCAGCCGUACAAGGGUGAGGAACCAACUUUGUUAUUUUAGAAAGUGCAGGCUGGUCCAUGGCGGCUGGCCUGCCACUCUUCCCCCCGGAAGCACCCCAGCAACCUUCCUGCAGAAAGGGGGUGGGGCUGUGUUUGCUCCGCCUCUUUUGCACACGGCCAUGUCGAAGGCAGCACUUGCUAUUAAAUCGUGUUGUGCAGAAGGGGUUGGGAGAGAGAGGGCAGGCCAAGGCUAUUGUGGCUCAUAAGUGUGUCCAAGAAAUGGAACCAGACACACAGGAAAUCUAGGAAAGUUGAGGCGCCCCUUGGGCAGGGUUCACUAAAAAACAUUGGAUUCCCCCAUCACUCUCCUCCCAACUCCAGUUUAGCACUGGAGUCUCAUUGACUGCAAUGGGUUGUUCAUUUCCUUGUAUGCUUUUUUUUUUUACAGAGGAUUUUAUUCCUUUGUGUGUUUUCUAAUGGGAUUAUUUUCAUGUGGGGGUUGGGAACGAAGUGUGUGGUUGUUUCCCCACCCCGUUUCACCAGAGGGUCCCAUGUGCCUGCCUGCCUUUUCACAUUUUUAUGGUUUUAAUGAUGUUCGCCAGAGCAUCCCUUCAUUUGUUUAGCAUCGAACGCAUAUUGGGCAUGUGAACAGCCAUCACAUCCUCCAGUCAAGCCAGCAUUGUGCCCUGCUUUCCUGCAGAAAAAAAAGCAAUUGAGGUUUGCUUGUGUUUUUUUUUCUAAACACACACACACACACACAUUACAUGAAGUUGCAAAGUAUGCGGAAGGAUGGAAUUCUUUUGCAUCUGUUCUCAUUAAUAUAUAUCUAUUUUCAAAUGGUGAAUAUAAAUGAUAAUGUAACAAAAUAAAGACCACAUAACAGAGUGGCUUUGCAAGGCUGUAUCCUGCAAAGGAAAGAAGACAGGUUUUUUAAAUUUUUACUUUGGGAAAUGUCCCUGGUUUCUUUACUAUAAGCCUGAUCUUGUUAAUUUCGGCCUAGUUCUCAUUGAGGUCACCAACUCGUCGUUUGGGUAGUACCACUUCAGACUUAACAACCGGUUUUUAACAACAGUUUUCUGGCAGAGGGUGGGUGGCCACAAAUCAGGGAUGUUGGAGGUGUUUGGAAUAGAUCAGGUGGUUUGGAUUCAGUGACAUCUGGAGCACUCUUCCAAUGCUUGCAAGGAGCUGGAGGCUCAUUUGAUUGAAAACUCUUCUAUGCAAUGGACAUUCCUUGCCUGCAGAAAGCCAGCAAGUUGGGGAAAACCCUGCCAUGCUAUGUUUCUAUAUGCAGGGGUUUCUAUUCAUUUGUGAUUAGGAGAACUCCACCCUAGAUCUGGCACUGCUCUUAGAUUCUCAGGUGGUGGUGUUAAGCAGAAGUAAUUUUCUUCUGCUCUGCCUGGUGUGCCAGCACCACCCGUUCUUGGAAAAGAUGGAAGCUGGCCCUGGUUACACCUGUGUUUGGCAUAGCAAGGCUGGAGUACUGUUCCACGCUGUCUGUGGGGCUGUCCUUGGAGAGUGAUCAAAAGGUGUCGGUGGUUCAAAACACAGCAGCUGUGGAAGCCAACCUGAGGGGUCAUUUUCUUUUGUUCUUGUACCAGCUUGAAGCUUCUGGAGAACCACUGGCAGUGAAAAAAGAUAAUCCCAGGUUGGAUGGGGGAAAGUAGUAAGCAUUUUCCUGUGUUAGAAUCUGGGCACAAUCCAUUACAUCUAAAGUCCAAUUAGGGUGAGGGCAGGGUGGAUGACUUCUAUAGCUGCAGGUUCCAGAUUUUUAUGUCCCCACUCCUGUGAGUCAACCCACCUGUCAGUCACCAGACCUCAGAUGAUUGGCAGGAGGGUUUAUCCCACUCAUCAAAAAAAUUCCAUUGACACCACUGCUAAAAUGAAGCUUUCCCUCUCCUCCGUUUUAGCAGAAAUUUCAAUAGAAGCUGCUUGGUACUAUUGGAGCAAGGUUCGUUCCCCUCGCCUGUCAGCUCAUGGGCUGUGGGAGCGUAGCUUGCUCCACAAAGGGAGCAAUCGGGAGCUCAUUUCAAGCUCCCGGUUGUUCCUGUGUAGUCAUGUAACUCAUCAGCUGUCCACCAAGCAGCCAUGAUUCAUGAGGAACAGUCUCGCGGGCAAAAUUGGGAACACUGCCAUGUCAAAUCUGACCUGUGGGCCAGAAGUUCCCAAUCUCUGGCUUAGGACCAAGACACCUUAAGGCAAGGGUAGCUAAACAUCAGGGAUGAUGGUAUUGUUUUGGUCCAACAUCAUCCCUAGGGCCCCACGUUCAUUACCCCUUUCUUAGGAAGAGAAGGCCCUUAAACCUUACCUGAGCUCAUUUGUCCAAGGUUUGGAUGAUGGGACCAAAGGAAAGGGCCUUCUCUGUGGUAGCACCCAGACGACUGAGUCUUCUUCUCAAGUUUCGCCUCAUCCAUUCACUCAAGCUCUCCUACUAUGAGGUGGAAAGACUUUUUUUUUUUAUUUAGGAAAGCAUUGGACUUUUAUAUUUUGAUCUCUCUCAGUCUUCCUGCUCUGUUGUUUUGUGGGGAGUGGGAAAUUGAUGCUGUUCUUGCUCUUGUAUUCAUGAUUUGAUUGUAUUAUUUGAACGCCUCUUUUCUGUAUCAUCAUUGUUGUUUAAGAUCAUGUCUGCCACCUCGAGCUGCUCCCGUUGGAAGCAAAGGGCGAGGCAUAAAGCCCCAAAAUAGACACAUGAAUUAAGAUGUUCUACCUGCAGUCUGAAAUAGUACCUUCACCUCAAUGACAACUAGGCCUUUAAUGUCCAUGAGUAGCCUCAUUGACCCUGGCUGGUCUAUUUAGUAGCAAAAGGGGUACAAGAUCAGGAUUUUUGUGAUACACACUUAUAUAUUCUAAAAGAAAGUAUACAUUGCCAUUCUUGCCAUGAUUAUCUUACCAAGUCCUGUCCCCCCAUCCCCCGGACUAGGUAAUAGCAAUAACUUUUUUGUUGUGCACAAACAGUUGCUUUAUGUGCUCUCAACAGAAAAGAACCACACACGGUGAAUGCAUUCAGAAAAUGUAUAAAUAUUAGUGUUGCAUUUUAUUGAGAUUUGAACAGGUUGGGUCUCAUUUUAUCACUAUAUAAAAUCUUAGCUGGUGCUUUCAUGUGUGGGUUUUAUUUUAAGGGAAAUGGGAAAAGUGCAGUUUGAAAAAUGGACUUUUCUUAAACUUCUAUUAUACAAAAACACACACAUAAGAUGCACAUGGCAUAAAUGGCAAAACAAUUUUCUUUUUCCCAGCUGAGUGUUGACAUAUUUUUGGAAGCGAUUGGGUUGGUGGUGUUUCUUUUUUUAAUUAUAUGGGGGUGGGGGGCUGACUUUAAAGAAAAAAAUACUUUCAAGGAGUGUAAUUUAAGAUGUUCAAUGUUUGUUUGUUUGUUUUUUAGACAAGAAGGGAUUUAGCAAUCCUGCUUCCCCUUAAGUCAAUGGCAGUUUGGGAUCUUAAAGACAGGGCUGGAUCCUGCAAACACAGGACUUCCCUUAACCACUCAUGUCAACCCGAGCCUUGCUUCAUAGUGGUGGGAGGUGUGCAGAUUAAACCUUAAUAAAAUAAAAUAAAAUAAAAUAAAAUAAAAUAAAAUAAAUAAAAUAAGGGAUUGAUUCAUUUUCCCAGCAAGUUAGUUUUGGAAUGAAUUUAUAUUUUUGUCAGUCUGUAACUUGUGAUGUCAGAUUCUGCCACCCCCCCCAAAAAAAGAAAACCAUUUGUUGAUUUUUUAAAAAGGGGCACUUUUAUGUUAAGUUAUAUUUUUGUUAAUGUAACGAAGUUGUUUAUACUUUUGCCUUUUGAGGAAAGUGAUUACGAAUGUAAAGCAUCUGUAACUCCACAACAGUAAGCACAACUACUUGGGGGGUGGGAUUUGGUUUCACUGUAACUCACUCUAGGAAGCGUAAAAGCUACUAUGUUCUCCAUUGUUGCCAGUCAAUAAUGCCACUCAAAUGGGGUGGGAGGAAUAUAUGUGUAUAUAUAUUUUAGGAUGCAACCCUAUGCACACUUUCCUGAGAGUAAACCCCAUUGAAUACCAUGAAACCUAAGUUUGAGUAGCUAUGGCAGAAUUGUGUUCUAUAAGGCACCUUAGACUGUUGUUGACAUGCUGGUUUUUGAGAUGAGCUGUGUGGCACCCCCAUAAGCUGGAAGAAAAGUGCAAUCCAUUAAGCAACUACACCAGGGCUCACUAUCCUUUUUUGGACCAGGGGUGACAUUUUGCAUUUUGAGAGAUUGCGGGGGGUGCCUUUCACAAACGGACUGCCAACGGGGUGUGUGCGACACAACACAACAUGGUUGUCGUGGAAGGCAUGGCAUCACACAGAAUUAGAGAGUACAAUCAGGGCGAAGCUUUUCCCGUGGCUGUAUUUCCAUAGGAGAAGAGGCUUGUUCUGUUGAAUUUCUUCCUGGAAAACAAGGGAGAAGCAGGGAAAGUGCAUUAAAGAGGAGAGGGAAGGAGCAGCUCUUUAGGACCGCAGGGAUUCCAAUUGCCUGGUGUCCAAGCGGCUCUGACUUCGCCCAUUGGCUAAGAACACUGGCAGGUGAGAGGAGCCAGGCUGGCUCAUUUCACAGAAAUGAUUGAGAGCUGGUGAACCUUGCACUGCACUGUGCAAAGGAUUGCGUCCUCCAGUUGCAAACAGCCUGCACCUAUUUGAAGACUAGCAAAACUGUACCCAUUGGCUUCGGUUGAGCAGCUCUGGUGGGUGAAUACAUAGAAUUUGGGGCAUGUGCCCCAUCCAGAGCCCCAUGAAAUUUUGGGGUUGAAGCCAUUGACUUGGAGUGGCUCUGGUGAGGGCACACGUUAGCCCUGAGCUGUAGAUGAAUGCUGGCGGCCAACCUGAGUGCACCACCCAGAUUAAGGGCUCUUCUGCUAUACACCAGCCCUUUUUACACCCCGUGCAAGGAAGAUCCAGAGGUUGGGAGGUAGUUUCCACUCCAGCAUCUCUUUUCGAGAUGGUGGGGAAGGUUUCAAGGGGCACAGAUGCCCUUGUCAAAGGAUCCCGUGUCUUGCAGGAUGCAGUCCUAGAUAAACAAGGUGUGUUAAAAUUCUAGCUUUAACUGCUAGGCAAUGGCAUCGUUCUUGGCUUAACUCUGCUUGAGGCUUCUGUUCUAACCAAAGGCAGUACAACUGGAAGCACAUGUAGCUUUUAUUUAAAAGAGAACAGAUUGGACUACUCUUGCCACCUUACCAGAUUACACAGCAGGUGCUUUUAUUAACUGAUGAGAGCCAAGUCUCAUUUUUUUUGAUAAUAUAUAUAUUUAUUAAAUGUAUUAAUGUGCAUUUUUUAUAAUGUCCCUUUUCCCACUCUGCUGACCGUUGCAUACUGUUUAAUCUUGUACAUCUUUGGAAAGGUUUUCAAGACAAUCAAAUGUGUACCAUAAUGACUGUACAUAAAAAUACGAAAUUUAAAACGAAAACAAAACAAAUAAAGUUGUAAAGCAUGGGCAAAGACAUUUUAUUUUCAAAAUGCUGUUCUUAACAAAACAAAACAAAAAUAAAGGCUUUACUAUUUACUUACAA
Molecule: messenger RNA, 7477 nt
Organism: Podarcis raffonei (Aeolian wall lizard)
Lineage: Eukaryota; Metazoa; Chordata; Lepidosauria; Squamata; Lacertidae
Gene: GPRC5B
Product: G protein-coupled receptor class C group 5 member B
Exons: 5
Coding region: 185-1351 (388 amino acids)
Biological process (GO): G protein-coupled receptor signaling pathway
Cellular component (GO): plasma membrane; intracellular membrane-bounded organelle; signaling receptor complex
Molecular function (GO): protein kinase binding; protein kinase activator activity; G protein-coupled receptor activity
Source: RefSeq, a predicted model, not a curated record